Trichoderma reesei QM6a is the source of this 1896-nucleotide messenger RNA. RefSeq lists its product as uncharacterized. The transcript is spliced from 2 exons. The record is from RefSeq and is a predicted model, not a curated record. Lineage: Eukaryota; Fungi; Ascomycota; Sordariomycetes; Hypocreales; Hypocreaceae. Bases 1 to 1896 code for a protein of 631 amino acids.
AUGAGGUUGCAACAACUCACAAGGGCCACAGAGGAUCCAUAUACGUUGGAACAGCUAACGAGCCCUCGAAUCAACACGCUCGUCGUCCGUCCUUUGGUCGACAGGCUAUAUGACCCCGACGACAUGUCCAUAGUAUACUGCCUCCUCGCAAACCGCCUCCAGUUCCUCAGAGAGCAAACCGCCGCCAAGCACCAAAGCGUGAGCCGCGCCCGGGCUACCCUCUGCGAAAUCGUCGCCACCAAGAUCCUGCGCAAGUUGCACGAGCACAACCACCCCGACAAGGCGGGCGCCGCCGGCCUGCUGCGGCUGGCCAACGCCCUUGUGCAGGGCUUCGACCCCUUCUCGGGAGCCCCCGAAGACGUCGCCCUGGCCGGCAGGUACACGCAUUGGCCGGUGCAGCGGCGCGGCGGCAACGAGAGGAAGCUCACGGCGCUGGAGCUGGCCAUUCUCUCGGAGAGCAAGGCUCUCAUGAGCUCGCCGGCGUGUCUGCGCGUCGUCAACGCCGUGUACGAGGGCCAGGUGGUAUACACGCCCAUCUCCUUCGUGGACAUCCUGCCUGACCAUUACAAGCACCAUCCCGUGUCGCUGUAUGACCCUCGCAAGGCGCCGCUGCUGAACCACUAUCGCCUGAUUGUGCCCAGGUGGAGGAACUUGCUCGAGUCGAUGCAGUUCAUGGUGCUUCUGGGGCUGUACGUCUUGACAAUGGUGAACCGAGGCAACUCAAGGCCUCUGAAGCUGUAUGAAAGCCUGUUCGUCGUAUACACGCUGGGCUGGAUGCUGGACGAGUUUGCCGCCAUCAUCGAGCAUGGCUGGGCGGUCCACUCCCAAAAGACGUGGUCCUUCUUGGACGUGACCUUCACCAUCAUCUUCUGCGCCUAUCUCUUUGCGCGACUGUAUGACGUCUGGGUUCCCGUUGCUCAGGGCACAACAGGCGGCACAGGCUCCGCGGGGCUGCAUAUAUUGUGCGUUGCGGCACCGGUACUGCUCACGCGUGUCGCCUUCAGUCUGAUGCCGGACAACAUCGUCUUCAUCUCGCUGCACGCCAUGAUGAAGGACUUUCUGGUGUUGACGUUCCUCACCCUGUGGUGCGUGGGAGGCUUCUUCCUGGCACUGCAGUGGCUCCUGACGGCAGGGCAAGGACCGGAGCCCGAGUGGUACACGGUUGCGAAAUGGCUCCUUUGGAUCUGGUUUGGGCUGGACGGCACCGGCAUCCAGGAGAGCGUGCAGUUCCAUGUCGUCCUUGGCCCAGCCCUCAUCGUGGCCUUUGCGUUCCUGGGCAACACGCUGUUCCUGACGAUUCUGGUCGCCGUGCUGACCAACACCUUUUCGCGCAUCGUGGCCGCCGAAGCCGCCGAGAUUCAGUUCCGCCGAGCGGUGCUCACGUUUGAGUGCGUGAGGAGCGAUGCCAUCUUUGCCUAUCCGCCCCCGUCCAACGUAUUGGCGCUCUUCUUCAUGCUGCCCCUGAAGCUCCUCGUCUCGGCACGCAGCUUUCACAGCGUCCAUGUCGCCAUCGUCCGGGUGCUCAACUUUCCCGUGCUCUUGCUCAUCAGCUUGUAUGAGCGCAACUUAUUCAAAACUGGCGAGUCAAAACGAGGGGUCAAGUCGAAUCAGUUGCUCCGGUGGCGCUUCACUGGCUUCAACCCGCAUGGUGAUAUUGAAGCUGUCUUUGAGGCAGAUCCACCGCCGGUUGCAGUGGACGAGGCUGGCGAGCUGGAUGGACUGAGUGAGCUUGGGUUUACGGAUGAUGGCGUAUCCAGAUCCUCGAGGGAGAUGCCAAGGCCUGUGGUGUUUAGGCUGAGCAAUUCGAGGAGCAGGGAUGAGACGCUGACGAUGCUGGGCAGAGGGAGCCCCGGAGCGGAGGGGAUUGUAGCAUCUCAGGGAACCGAAGACUCAUGA